UAAAAGCGACAGGACCUCGACACUGAGUAUUUAAACACAGUCCCUGAUAAAGACGAACAGAACCGCUUGCGUUGCUUGCACCCCGCUAUCUUUGUCAGGACCAUGGAGAAUUCCCGACUGUGGUUGAGAGCCGUGGUCUGCUGUGUGCUGCUGUCCGUCACCUCUGGUGCUGAAUCGAACGACUUGAACGACUUGGAGACGAGAGCGCUGACUGAUUUUUAUCGCAAAGAUCCCAAUCUCACAAACGAAAAACAACUUCUGGGAGCUUUGCAAGAAGUUCUGGAAAAACUUCAGAGUAAAAGAGUCCCUGCAUGGGAGAAGAAAUUCGGACAAGUUCCUACGUGCGAUGUGAGAGAGCAAUGCGCCGUUAGAAAAGGAGCGCGGAUCGGCAAGUUGUGUGACUGUCCGCGCGGGGCUAUUUGCAAUUUCUUUCUGUUGAAGUGCUUGUGAAGAACAGAAGCAAAACUAAAGUCUGUAGCAGAUUAUAUAUAUAUAUAUAUAUAUAUAUAUAUAUAUAUAUAUAUAUAUAUAUAUAUAUAUAUACACAGCAAUGAAAAUAAAAAUGAAUACCUAAAUACAUCUAUUUUUAGGAUCCAAAACCAAAAGUUAUCAAGAGAAUGACACGGAUUCAGUCAUGAAAGACUGUUGGGACUUUAGCAGCUUCUAAAGAUUCCUUGAUAUAUUUUAUUGUUUAUUAUAUGUUUCCCUGACUAAAACAAUGACAUGCAAAAUAAAAAUAAAACAAAGUUCUAUCUUGUUUCGUAAAGUA
Molecule: messenger RNA, 769 nt
Organism: Acipenser ruthenus (sterlet)
Lineage: Eukaryota; Metazoa; Chordata; Actinopteri; Acipenseriformes; Acipenseridae
Product: cocaine- and amphetamine-regulated transcript protein-like
Exons: 3
Coding region: 103-450 (115 amino acids)
Biological process (GO): G protein-coupled receptor signaling pathway; negative regulation of appetite; positive regulation of MAPK cascade
Molecular function (GO): neuropeptide hormone activity
Source: RefSeq, a predicted model, not a curated record